Paramormyrops kingsleyae is the source of this 3861-nucleotide messenger RNA. RefSeq names its product OX-2 membrane glycoprotein. Gene Ontology annotation, cellular component: cell surface; neuronal cell body; axon. NCBI's taxonomy places the organism in Eukaryota, Metazoa, Chordata, Actinopteri, Osteoglossiformes, Mormyridae. Gene Ontology annotation, molecular function: cell-cell adhesion mediator activity. The record is from RefSeq and is a predicted model, not a curated record. Gene Ontology annotation, biological process: negative regulation of neuroinflammatory response; heterotypic cell-cell adhesion.
GGCCACCCCUGAGUUAGCAGUUUACUAAUGCCGUUCCUGAACGAUAUUAAAAGCUGAGCGAUAAGUAGUUCAUUGAAUGGACUGAACAUGAUAAAUCGGAUGACAACGACAUGCAGUAGCCGAUAUCUUUUUGCUCACUUAAAACAUUCGUUCAAACAAAAAGAAGAGGUUAAUGAGCAAAUCAGAAAUCUAAACAAUAUCAGUAUACGGGACAGUGCGACCCUAGGAAACAAUUGUAUUCAUAUCUGCAUAACUGAAGAUUUCUUCUGUGCCCUGAUUUUGAAAAUAUGCAACAUUAAAGACUUGCAAAUUAUUAGUUUAUUAAUACAAACGUCAUAAAAUUGUAUAAUUUAAAGCCACGUGUGAGGUAUAUAAGAAGCCCCGGGCAGGUGGGCGCUGUCGCAGCGGAAUGGGCGGGCAUCCCCGGUUAAAAGCCCGGCGGACCUGCGGUGCUGCUGCCGCUUUUCCGAGGCAUGUGCUGUGUAAAUCCGCGGAGCGCCCAGCACACACUGAUCCGGAAUCUAAAUCUGGCUGAUCUGACUAUCAUCGCGACGCUUUGUGGCCUGCUGAAGUGCAAAACAAGUAAUUGUGUCACCUCGACAGAGACCGUCCCUGGGCCAUAAGAGCAGGACGUACGAUGGCAUCAGUGUAACCCCUGAGCAUCCACCCUUGUGAUGGAUGUAAGUGGCGCCACCAUGAGCAAGUCCCCCGUGCGGCGAUGUCUCCAGCUCUCUCUACUACUGCUAAUGGUGUCUCCCUUGCAAGGCAAGGUUAGCGCCCAGCCUCAUGUGCAGGUUCUUGUGGGGCUUCCUGCUACACUUCGCUGCAACCUGGCACUCUCUGGGUCGGAGGUGCUGAAGCAGGUGCGCUGGGUCGAUGGCCGUAACGUCACCGUCCUCAGCUACAUCUCCCGGCACUCUGUAAGUGCCGUGGAACCCGAACGCGUGACGCUGACGUCCGCCACCCGCGACUCCAGCGCCAUCACCAUCUCCAUGGCGGGUCCGCGGGACGAGGGCUGUUACACGUGCAUCUUUGACGUGUAUCCUACUGGUCCCCAGGAAGCCCAGACCUGCCUGGUCCUCACAGCCAAGGUGACCCCGGACGGGAACCACACGGCAGUGAGCGGGAGGCAGGCCACACUUGCGUGUCGCUACGGUCUCGCCCGGAGGGUGCAGCAGGUGCAGUGGAUGAAGGCCGGGGAGCGCGGUGACUCCAGUGACGUGGCCUCCUUCAACAAGCACGGGGAGCCCAUCAUCCUGGACGCCCUGCUGGGACGCAUCAGCCUGAGUCGCACGCUGGACGAGAGCCGCUUGUUCUUCCGGCCCGUCAGGACGGAGGACGAGGGCUGCUACACGUGCGAAUUCCACGCUUACCCUGAGGGUGUGAGAAGUGCUGUGGUCUGCCUCACUGUCUAUGUGUUGCCGAAGCCCCAGAUUACCCAUAAAACCACAUCGCCGGGGGUGAUUGAGGCAAACUGCAGCGCAGUGGCUCGGCCAGCCGCGAUGAUCGCAUGGAACGUGGAGGGAAACAACAAGACCCUGGGCCCAGCGAGCGUCCUGUCUCUCCAGCAGGACGAUGGCAGCACCCUGGUUAUCAGCACCCUCUCCCUACGCUCUGACUUGCUCCAUGACCGAUCAAUCAAGUGCCUGGUCCACCACCGGGGCCUGGAGUCGGCCAUCUCCGUCCCCUUGAACACGAAGAUGGGGGAGGCCGUUACAAUUCUCAUCCUGGUGAUCAGCUUGGCAGUUAUGCUCCUCGUUUGCCUCUGCAUCUGCUUGUGGAAGUGCUUUCUACGCAAGGACUAGGUUGCAUUUUCCUGGGUUCUGAGGCUCCAGAGGCACAGUGUCCGGUAAACGCAGAGCCUGAACGGACACGAGGCGCUCCCCAUGCACCGUGCUUCAGGAAGUACCGGGCGUGACCAUUUCCCUGCAGGGCAAGACAGCGGAAACCUGUCCCCUGUGUCGUCAGGGCGACGCAUCACUCAUCCCUGGAAGUUCCGAGAACUUCUGUAUUUUGCUCCUUUGUAUGUAUAUGCCGUCUAUGGCCUGAUGUGAUUUCUCAUUUCAGGUCAGUUAGAAUCCUAUGACAAGCAACAAUCAUUCGUAAAAGUAAGACUAAAGCUGCAUUGUUUAAAACUAGACUCCUCUGUUCUGCAGGAUUCAGCUCCAGUCAGAGUUUAAAACAAUGUGAAGGGAAAUUAUAGCAUCUAUAGGGCUGGGCUCCCUGUUUGGCCUGGUGGCCUACAGGGGCCUCAUGGAGAUGCCACCAUAGACAGCCAAAGAACGUGCACCACAUGAGGCCAAGAUAUGGUCUGCAGAUCACGUGAUCUGCUUUCGCAAAACUGCUUAUUCUUAUUGUGUUUACUAAUGCAAAACUCCUUUCCUUGGGUCUCACUCCGUUCUGAGCGGCAUGGGAACAGAUGCGUGUCGAUUGCGUCUGAAAUUAUCCUUGGUUGCUUCGGCGUCGCCGCAUGAUCUCCGUUAACCUCUUCAAGAGGACAGCCAUUUCAGUCACAGAGUUUAUUUUAGUCUGUUGGAGGCAGAUGAAUCUUUGGCAACAGCUCAAGGGACACUGAUGACAGCUAAGAAAAUAACCAGUGCUGGGAACUUUACUGUUUCACUUUCACUGAAAUGACAAGUGGACUGUAAAGGAUAGAAUGAGAAUGGAGUCUUAGGUCAGUAUUGGUAAUGAAAAAUAAGCUAUAUUUGUUUCCAUAUUAGUUUCCUGUAAAGCCUUCAAUUUUCAGUAAAACAGGGGAAACUGUCAGCCUGUAGGUAAACUUCCUUGGAACUUCAUGUGAAAAGUCUUGAACACUUUUUUUUUUUUUUUUUACAAUGUACUCAGCUGGCCAUGUUGCAAGUAGUAACAUGACGAUGUAGUCGUGACGACUCGUGACAAACGGAAGCGGCACGGCAGCCCUCGUUCCUUGUCAUGUCCUGUGCCACUUGGCAUCAGGCUUUCUUCUGAUGUUAACUCCUCUGCUGGGAAUUUCUGACGUGUCUCUAAUGUCAGAGCUGAAUGAAGUCCAGACUACUGACUGUGUUCCCAGCUGGUCAGAUGACAGAUUAAAUGAUACAAAAUGAAACUUUGUUUUAGCAGAAUGUUCUCAGCACCUCUAGGAAAAGGAGAAUUGUGGUCAAAUAUUUGCAGAUAGCGCCACCUGUUGUAGACUGGCAGGGAGAUUUUGUGGUGCAUUUCUACAAUAAGACCAGUGUCUGCGUGUAGCUUAAAAAGUCCUGCUGCCUACCUUUCCGGAAAAGUCCUCCUUAUUCCCGGCAACUAGAUUCUGCUGUCAUGAAGAGGCGAGCCAGAAAGGUUUUAGAAGUUAAACUUGCUGAAGGAUUGCAAAAUUGUGUGUUUGGAGAAGUACAUCGUAAAUCAGAUCAACUUUAUCAGUUACUUUGGAAUUGCUGUGCGAUAGCAAUACCACACCAGUAAGGUCAUGUGACACUUACUAACCACACACAUGCUGCUUAGGCUCAGUGCUCCCUUGGCCAAUGUAGAUGGUAAACAUGUUGUAUGAUGUAAAAUACUAUGGCAAGACCAUAAAUAUACUGUAGAUCACACUAGAUUUUUAAACAUGAUCGGUAUUAUGUUCACUGCAUUGCAUUUUAUUUUACUUUUCAUUUCACAUACCAGAAAAGAAAAACACUAUUUAGAGGUACAGCAGUUCAUACAUUUAUGAAACCCGCUGAACUGUUCUUUUUAAAUGAUGUGUAAAGUAACGUUUCUGUCCUUAUUUCAAGAAAUAAUAAAAUGCAGAAGACAAUAUAACAGAUGUAUAAAAAAAUAAAUGCUAAUUUAUUUACCCAUGUUUUUAACAGAAAUAAAACUGCAAUAAAAAGUGCUAAUACCCAAAUA